Messenger RNA from Odobenus rosmarus divergens (Pacific walrus), 1047 nucleotides. RefSeq names its product guanine nucleotide binding protein (G protein), gamma 3 (gene GNG3). Gene Ontology annotation, molecular function: G-protein beta-subunit binding. Gene Ontology annotation, biological process: G protein-coupled receptor signaling pathway. The transcript has 3 exons. Gene Ontology annotation, cellular component: heterotrimeric G-protein complex. The coding region runs from base 424 to 651 and encodes 75 amino acids. The record is from RefSeq and is a predicted model, not a curated record. NCBI's taxonomy places the organism in Eukaryota, Metazoa, Chordata, Mammalia, Carnivora, Odobenidae.
GGGGGGAGUCUGCCUGGACCUCAGCUCCUUCCAGCUCCGUCCUAGUCCAGAUUCAGAAUGCCUGCAAUGGGGGAAGGGCAGCCAGUGAGACAGUUCACAGUGGGGGGUGUGCGUAGGGGCUGCAGACAGCAGCCAGGCUCCCCCACUGGCCGGCAGUUGGUAUGCUCCAGGAUCUGAGCAGCUCCUUCUAGCAUCCUUCAUCCUUCAGGUACCAGCGUCUGGCAGUGCUUGAGCUGCAGGAACUGGGACCAGCCCUCGACAGACUUCUGACCUGACCUCCCCAGUGGACUUCUUUGUAUUAACUGCUUCUGCUGCAGCAGCAGAUACUUUCAGCUGCAACUCCCUGCAAGGUGGGGCACCCAUCUCAGGUUUUGUGCACCCCACUGACUACUCCCCAGGGCUGCUGCUGCCUGUGGCCUCAGGAUGAAAGGGGAGACCCCUGUGAACAGCACUAUGAGUAUUGGGCAAGCCCGCAAGAUGGUGGAACAGCUUAAGAUUGAAGCCAGCUUGUGCCGGAUAAAGGUGUCCAAGGCAGCAGCAGACUUGAUGACUUACUGUGAUGCCCACGCCUGUGAGGAUCCCCUCAUCACCCCUGUGCCCACUUCGGAGAACCCCUUCCGGGAGAAGAAGUUCUUCUGUGCCCUCCUCUGAGUUGCCCUGUCCCUCGGCACAAGCUCUGAACCUUUCCCUCUCCUAGGCCCUUCCUUAGGUCAGUAACUGUCGUGAGCCCCUGAGGGUCCCUGCAUCCCAUCCCUAGCCGUUGUCCAACCCUAUGAGGUUAUCUGAAGCACAAAGCUCUCCUUCACCAUCUGUCGACCCCAUUUCCUCGCCCACUGGGGCGGACCCCAAGUACCCCCUGACCCAGGGCCCCCUUAGCUCCAUCCCCAGAAGGGCCGUUCAGACUCUGCCAGCGUCCUGCCGGCUUCUCUCUGUGACCCGCUCAGACAAUGGAGAGAGGGAUGGGCCGGGUGCUUGCUCUCAGUCUCACCUGGAGCUAUGAGAAGGGUAAAGCCAUUUGAAGAAUAAAGUCAUCCAGAGUCUCAGAGG